AUGGCCCCGACACCCGGCACGGGGCUGGGAGUGCGGGAGGGCACGGGGGCUGGGGAGAACAACGGGCUGCGGGAGGGCACGGGGGGCUGGAGAGAACAACGGGCUGCGGGAGGGCACGGGGGGCUGCGGGAGGGCACAGGGGGCUGCGGGAGGGCGGAGGGGGCUGGAGGAUGGCAGAGGGGGCUGCGGGAUGGCACGGGGGGCUGUGAGAGGGCAGAGAGGGCUGUGGGAGGGCAGAGCGGGCUGGAGGAUGGCAUAGGGGGCUGCGGGAGGGCAGAGGGGGCUGGAGGAUGGCACAGGGGGCUGCGGGAGGGCAGAGCGGGCUGCGGGAGGGCAGAGGGGCUGGAGGAUGGCAUAGGGGGCUGUGGGAGGGCAGAGGGGCUGGAGGAUGGCAUAGGGGGCUGUGGGAGGGCAUAG
This is a messenger RNA of Melospiza melodia melodia, 417 nucleotides long. RefSeq names its product PE-PGRS family protein PE_PGRS61-like. The coding region runs from base 1 to 417 and encodes 138 amino acids. The transcript has a single exon. NCBI's taxonomy places the organism in Eukaryota, Metazoa, Chordata, Aves, Passeriformes, Passerellidae. The record is from RefSeq and is a predicted model, not a curated record.